AUGUGCCUAUUUCCCCGAGCCUUCUUCCGAGUUUUCAGCUCGGCCUUCCGGGCAGGAGAGCUCCUGUUGGUUGGAGGAGGAGGACAGAGAGUCAGCAGGGGCGUGGCCUCGGCGCAGGGGUGGGCGUGGCUUCAGGCGCCGCGCUCAGCUCCCGCCGCUGGGCCGGCAACAAGCGCGGGUCUGGCGGAGCGCGGUGGCGCGCGGAGAUCGCGAGGCGACCGGGAGCGGCUGGGCCCCCGGCGGCGCGCCCCUCGGUCGGCCCAGGAGCCGCGCCAGUCGGUGCCCCCGGCCGAGCGCGGUCCGCCUCCCUCUCGGUCAUCCGUCCGGAGUGCGGCUGGCGGGCAUGUCCGAGCCACCAGGGGCACCGCCUCCGGCGCUCGCAGGCCGCGGGUGAAGAAGAAAGUGCGGCCUCGCUCGGCCCGGAGCAAAGAGGUGGUCCGCAGCGAAGAGGUGGCCGCGAGCGAAGAGGUGGCCGGGAGCGAGGAAAUGGCGGCAGCCGGGCUCAGCGUGACCGUCACCCACAGCAAUGAGAAGCACGACCUUCAUGUUACCCCACAACAGGGCUGUAGUGAACCAAUUGUCCAAGACCUGGCCCAGGUUGUUGAAGAGGCCACAGGGGUCCCGCUGCCUUUUCAGAAACUCAUAUUUAAGGGAAAAUCUCUGAAAGAAAUGGAGACGCCCUUGUCAGCACUUGGAAUACAGAAUGGCUGCCGGGUUAUGUUAAUUGGGAAAAAGAAUAGUCCGGAGGAAGAGGUAGAACUAAAGAAGUUGAAAGAUUUGGAGAAGUCUGUGGAGAAAAUAGCUGACCACCUGGAAGAGUUGAACAAAGAGCUUACUGGAAUCCAGCAGGGUUUUCUAGCCAAGGAUUUGCAAGCUGCAGCUCUCUGCAGACUGGAUAGGAGAGUAAAAGCCACAAUUGAGCAGUUUAUGAAGAUCUUGGAGGAGAUUGACACACUGAUUCUGCCAGAAAAUUUCAAAGACAGUAGACUAAAAAGGAAGGGCUUGGUGAAAAGGGUUCAGGCGUUCCUCGCCAAGUGUGACACGGUGGAGCAGAACAUCUGCCAGGAGACGGAGCGGCUGCAGUCCACAAACUUGGCCCUGGCCGAGUGAGUUGAGGCCCUGAAGAACAGCACCACCAGCCCUGCCCUCUUGGAAUAGACAUCACCUGAUUUCUCCAGGGCUGCUGGGGACCAUCGGCCGGUUGCCAGUUUUCUUUCUCCUUCACCUGUUCUCAGUGAACGAGCGUUGUCUUGCAGUCUUCAGUGCGGCUCCUGUCUGUCUUCUCUUCUGUCUCUGUGGCCGUGCUGUCCCGCUUUGUCUGGAGAGGGCUCCCCUGCCCAAGUCUUCCCAGCUCUUUUGACCUUUGGGUGCUUUCGUUGGGCUGGUGAGAGCUCUCAGUUGUCCUGGGGUGGUUCCGGGUUGUAGGCUACCCCGGUCUUCAGAUGCUUGAGGCCUUUUUGCCCUUGUGAUCCCACAGUCCCGUAGAUGUAAACCAGAGUCACUGGGCGGUUGCGGCUCGUCAGGAAUGUUGGGAAUGGCCUGGAACAGGUGUUUGGCACACAUGUAGUCCAAGAAUCCCUUGUCGUGACCUAGUUCUGGACAGCUGGCUGGGUUGUUGGUUCACAGACCCUGUCCUCACCUUCCAGGGACCCUGCCCAGCCACAGGCCGUGAGAUCUCGGGCUGUUCCUGCGGUGGGGCCUGUGGUUGAUGCAUGGACUUCCUCGUCCCCAAGCAGAUCUCUAGAAGGUUAGAACCCAGUGUUGUCUGAGUCUCUGCUUGAAACCAGGUCAGCACCGUGGCUCAGGAGGGGUGAGGGGGAGCCAGAAUGAGGAAAGCGGGUGGGGAAGGGAACCAGAACCUCCCAGGCGUUCCUUCAGACGCGUUUCUGUCAGCUGUGCCCUCUUGAGAGCCAUAUUGCCUUCAAGGCCGUUCCUGUGCAUUUUGUGGCCUCCCCUACACCCAUUGUUAUUUAAAAAAAACGAAAACAUUUUAUAUACACAUCAGCAAGCAGAAGAAUGUUUAAACUUUUUUUUUUGAUAGAUGAAGUAGUGGUUCUAGUCGUAAUCUCUGUUUAACAAAGUUGAGAGUGGCUCUGCGUGCUAGAACUCGUAAACGGGUCAGCUGCUGUCACCCCAUUUCUUUGCACUGUGCCCAGGAGACAGGCUCCCAACAGGCCGCUCUGAGGCUGACAUUAUUUGGCAGACGGAGUCACUGAAGUCCCAGGAAUUUAGGGUUGCGUGGGUGGGACCUAGGACAAGGUGGUGGUGGGGUGGACAGGUGGACGAGGCUCAGGGCCCAGCCCACCCCCAAACUUAAUCAGAGCAGUUCAGUGUUUAUCUGUUUUCAUAUAGCAGCUGUGUGGCCUCAGGCCACAACAAUUAAUGAGAAGUUUCUGUGUGCCACGUGCCGUUCUAAGGUCUGUAGGUGUGUUAGUCAUUUAAUAAUCUCACAACCUAGGAGGUAGACAGAACUAUCCCAUGUUAGAGAUGAGGAAACUGAGAGCUUAGGGAAUUUGCUCAAGGUCAUAGAGGCAGUGGCAGAGCCAGGAUGCAGAGCUGGGCAGUUUGAUUCAGAGCCCAUGCUCUUUGUCUCUGCCGCCUCCCACCCGAUAUGGGGUUGCUUGCUCUCUCGUUUUCUCUCUCUUCCUCUCCCUCUCUUUAUCUCUCGUGUUGGUCUCUCCACUUCCUGUCUGGCUCUCUCCAGUUCAUUCUCCACAGGGCAUCUUGGGUGAUCAUGAAGUACAAAUCUUAUCAUGUUGGCCCCCUGCUUAGAAACCUCCCAUGGCUCCCCAUUCCUCUUAGGAUAAAGGCCCGUGUCCUCAUCCUGCACCCCUCCCAUCUCAUCUCGGGCCUGUCUCCUGUCUGUUCUCUGCUGUGAGUCAUUCUGGUCUUGGUUCGGGUCCUCAGAUGCUCUGUACUCUCUCCUGCUCUGGGGUCUUUGCACACAUGGUUCCUCUGCUUGGACAGCCCCUCACUGCCCGCCCCCCCUUCCUGGGUAACUCCUGUUCAUCCUUCAGAACUUCACUCCAGUGUCUCUUCUGUGGAGAAGCCUCACCUACUGUCUGAGAACGUAUCAAGCCCCCAGGUGAUGUCUUCUCACAGCUUGCCAUGACUUUUUUCUCUUUAUGAUAAACGGCAUUUAUUGUAGUCUGUGAUGAUUUAUUUGUGGGAUUAUUUGAUUAAUAUUUGCCUUUAACGGUAGACUGUAAGUUCCUUGGUUAAGGAGCUUCUUUGUCUUGUUAACAGCAUAUUUCUGCACGUUGUCUGGUUUGUAGUAAGUGCUCAAUAAAUGUUUGGAGGAUGA
This is a messenger RNA of Diceros bicornis minor, 3304 nucleotides long. RefSeq names its product BAG cochaperone 1 (gene BAG1). NCBI's taxonomy places the organism in Eukaryota, Metazoa, Chordata, Mammalia, Perissodactyla, Rhinocerotidae. The record is from RefSeq and is a predicted model, not a curated record. Gene Ontology annotation, molecular function: adenyl-nucleotide exchange factor activity; protein-folding chaperone binding. Gene Ontology annotation, biological process: protein stabilization. The coding region runs from base 1 to 1110 and encodes 369 amino acids. The transcript has 8 exons. Gene Ontology annotation, cellular component: nucleus; membrane; cytoplasm.